AUGAAGCUUACCGGCUUUACCGCUCUCCUUACUCUCACAUCCUCACUCGGUGCAGUCGAAGCCGCCAUUAACGGCCGCUGUACUAACCCGAGUACCGGUGGUCAAUACCAAUACGGCGUCUGCGUGCGGAUCGCCGACUGCCAGGCCGACGGCGGCUACACUCUCAACAACUGGUGUCCGUAUGACGGAAACGGUGUCAAGUGUUGCAUCAAGAGCAACUGCCAUCCUACUCGCAAUGAUGAUGUUUGCGCGUUCACGAGUGAGUGUAGCAGGCGUGGGGGACAGACACUAAACAACCAGUGUCCGGGAGGUGAUAACUUCAAGUGCUGCUAUGGAAUGGUCAGGUCGUAG
This is a messenger RNA of Coniosporium apollinis CBS 100218, 351 nucleotides long. RefSeq lists its product as uncharacterized. The transcript has 2 exons. The coding region runs from base 1 to 351 and encodes 116 amino acids. Lineage: Eukaryota; Fungi; Ascomycota; Dothideomycetes. The record is from RefSeq and is a predicted model, not a curated record.